GACAAGAAGUUAGUCCUUGGCGACAACAGUAUUGAAGUUUUCUCAAAGAAGUUCAUAAUUCCUGAGACACAAGUAAUUGAGGCUGUGAAGCAUAUACAAGAGAACGCAGUUGCUGCAAAUUUACGGAACGAAGAAAGAAAGAAAAGAACAAAGGAAAAAAGGGAAAAAAAAUUCGCCGACUAUGAUUGGAAAGCAUUGAUUGAAGAGGGAAAGUUAAGCGAUCUGCAUGUGUACGAGCUGGAUAAGUACUUGAAGGCGUAUAAACUCCCAUUAAAUAAACGAACAAAAAAGGACAAGAUCAAGAUGAUUAUAUCUCACUUUAAUAAGAAUGUAUAUUGUGAAGGAGUAGUUGUUGCGGACGAGGUACCAUCUAGUGAAAACGACAGUGAUUCUGAAAAUGAGUUGCUAGAAUUAAAUGAAACAUGGCCUUCCGACUCAGACUUUAACAAUACCGAUUCGACUGAUGCCGACGAAGCAGAACAGGCGUGA
Paramuricea clavata is the source of this 489-nucleotide messenger RNA. Lineage: Eukaryota; Metazoa; Cnidaria; Anthozoa; Malacalcyonacea; Plexauridae. The record is from the annotation of a GenBank genome assembly.